Molecule: messenger RNA, 205 nt
Organism: Dentiscutata heterogama
Lineage: Eukaryota; Fungi; Glomeromycota; Glomeromycetes; Diversisporales; Gigasporaceae
Source: the annotation of a GenBank genome assembly
CUCAACUUCAAAAAUAUUACAAUUUGAUUCUUCAUUAAUUAGUGGAGUACUUGAUACAAAUUUAUAUCAGGAAGAGCAGGAGCUUACAGCAUCAAUUUUGUCAGAAUUUGAUGACAGUAACUUACGAGAUCAAAUUAAUUUGCUGCAAAAAGUUCCAGAAUUACCAUCUAAGAUUUUAACAAAUACAUCUUUAUUAACAAACUAA